AUGGAGAAGAAGACUCUAACAUUUUGGAUACUGUGUGUGUUUCUGCUGAUUUUAAGCGGUGUUUCAGAAACUUCUAACAGUUUAGUGGAGAGUUUGGGAUCAACACAGAGUUAUGACUACUCCAAAUAUCACUCCAUGGAUGAGAUAUACAGGUGGAUGGAAGAUGUGAAGCGAGGUAACCCAGAGCUGGUCUCCUCUGCUGUCUACGGACAUACUUAUGAAGGGAGAAAUAUCACACUGCUGAAGCUGGGACUAGAAAACCCAGAGGGCAGAGAGAAGAAGGUUAUAUGGGUGGACUGUGGUAUCCAUGCUCGGGAGUGGAUCGCUCCUGCCUUCUGCCAGUGGUUUGUCAAAGAGAUUGUGAACUCAUAUAAAACCAAUAAGAAGCUGGAGCAGAUGCUGCAGAACCUUGACGUCUAUGUUACUCCUGUGAUCAAUGUGGAUGGAUACAUAUUCACCUGGGCCAAUGACAGCACUCGACUGUGGAGAAAGUCUCGUUCAACCCCUCCUCCAGGCAGUAGCUGUUAUGGUGUUGACCUCAACAGAAAUUUUAAUGCCAACUGGGGAACGGUUGGUGUGUCAUUUGACAGUUGUGCUAACACCUACUGUGGGAAAUCACCAGGGUCAGAGCCAGAGGCUCAGGCUGUGAUGGACUUUGUUGGUAGGAUGGUUAACCAGACUCUGUGUUUCCUCACCAUCCACUCUGCUGGGCAACUUAUACUCUUGCCAUAUGGCCACCCUGAGAUCUCUGCACCCAACUACGAUGAACUGGUUUCAGUCGGCGAGGCAGCAGCAGCAAAAAUGAAGAAGGUUCAUGGAAUGGGCUACACUGUAGGAACAUCUCCACAAAUCCUCUAUCCAAACUCAGGCUCAAGCCGCGACUGGGCUCGUCUCAUUGGCAUCCCAUUUUCUUACACCUUUGAGCUGAGAGACAAAGGUGAGUUCAGCCACUUGCUACCAGAGGAGCAGAUCCAGCCGGCCUGCGAGGAGGCCUACGUAGGAGCUCUCUCCAUCAUCACAUAUGUUCACGAAAAGACCUUCAACAGCGGUACCCUUCCCAACGCUUCUGUUUUUGGGGUCGCUAUGAUGAUUUGGAGCACUGUCAUGGCUGUGUCUCUCACCACAGGGGUCAUGGUGUAA
This is a messenger RNA of Perca flavescens (yellow perch), 1140 nucleotides long. Its product is annotated as carboxypeptidase O. The coding region runs from base 1 to 1140 and encodes 379 amino acids. Gene Ontology annotation, biological process: proteolysis. Gene Ontology annotation, molecular function: zinc ion binding; metallocarboxypeptidase activity. The transcript has 11 exons. The record is from RefSeq and is a predicted model, not a curated record. NCBI's taxonomy places the organism in Eukaryota, Metazoa, Chordata, Actinopteri, Perciformes, Percidae.